GGGCGAAGGGAUCGCCGGGGAGGGGGACCGGAGAGCCGCGCCCGCCGCGCGGCGCGCCCCUUCCCGCCCCCUGCACCAUGAGCUGGGGCACCGAGCUCUGGGAUCAAUUUGACAACUUAGAAAAACACACACAGUGGGGAAUUGAUAUUCUUGAGAAGUACAUCAAAUUUGUAAAGGAAAGAACAGAGAUUGAACUCAGCUAUGCAAAGCAACUCAGGAACCUCUCGAAGAAAUACCAACCCAAAAAGAACUCGAAGGAGGAAGAAGAAUACAGGUAUACGGCGUGUAAAGCCUUCCUUUCCACCCUGAACGAAAUGAACGACUACGCGGGGCAGCAUGAAGUCGUCUCCGAGAACCUGACCUCACAGAUCCUCGCGGGGUUAGCACGCUACGUCCAGGAACUGAAGCAGGAAAGGAAAUCGAACUUCCAUGACGGACGGAAGGCCCAGCAGCACAUAGAGACUUGCUGGAAGCAGCUCGAGUCGAGUAAGCGGCGGUUCGAGCGGGACUGCAAGGAGGCCGACCGGGCCCAGCAGUACUUUGAGAAAAUGGAUGCGGACAUCAACGUCACGAAAGCGGACGUCGAAAAGGCACGACAACAAGCUCAAAUACGUCACCAAAUGGCAGAGGACAGCAAAGCUGAUUACUCAUCGAUUCUUCAGAAAUUCAACCAUGAGCAGCGCGACUAUUACCACACUCACAUUCCCAACAUAUUCCAGAAAAUACAAGAGAUGGAGGAGCGGAGGAUAGUGAGACUCGGAGAAUCCAUGAAGACCUACGCGGAGGUCGACCGGCAGGUGAUUCCAAUCAUCGGGAAGUGCUUGGAUGGAAUAGUGAAGGCGGCCGAGGGCAUUGAUGAGAAAACUGACUCACAGCUGGUCAUAGAGGCUUACAAGUCAGGGUUCGAGCCUCCCGGAGACAUCGAAUUUGAGGACUACACGCAGCCGAUGAAGCGCACCGUGUCGGAAAACAGCCUUUCCAAUUCCAGAGACGGCAAAGCAGAGCCCAAAUUUGGGGGCAAACCCAAAGGAAAGUUAUGGCCGUUCAUCAAGAAAAACAAGCUUAUGUCCCUUUUAACAUCCCCCCAUCAGCCUCCCCCUCCUCCCCCUGCCUCUGCCUCACCCUCUGCUGUUCCCAACGGCCCCCAGUCUCCCAAGCAGCAAAAGGAACCCCUCUCCCAUCGCUUCAACGAGUUCAUGACCUCCAAACCCAAAAUCCACUGCUUCAGGAGCCUAAAGCGAGGGCUUUCUCUCAAGCUGGGCGCGGCGCCCGAGGACUUCAGCAACCUCCCGCCCGAACAGAGAAGGAAAAAGCUCCAACAGAAGGUGGACGAGUUAAAUAAGGAAAUUCAGAAGGAGAUGGAUCAAAGAGAGGCCAUCACCAAGAUGAAAGACGUGUACCUGAAGAACCCGCAGAUGGGAGACCCAGCCAGUCUGGACCACAAGCUAACGGAAGUCAUCCAAAACAUAGACAAGCUGCGGCUCGAGGCCCAGAAGUUUGAGGCCUGGCUGGCGGAGGUGGAAGGCAGGCUCCCGGCCCGCGGCGAGCAGCGCAGGCAGAGCGGACUGUACGACGCCCAGCCCGCCCCGGCCGUCAACAACUGCGCGCAGGCCCGGGAGAGCAGCCCGGAUGGCAGUUACACGGAGGAGCAGAGCCAGGAGAGCGAGGUGAAGGUGCUGGCCACGGACUUCGACGACGAGUUUGACGACGAGGAGCCGCUGCCCGCCAUCGGGACGUGCAAAGCGCUCUACACCUUCGACGGUCAGAAUGAAGGAACCAUCUCAGUAGCUGAAGGAGAAACGCUGUACGUCAUAGAGGAAGACAAGGGGGACGGGUGGACCCGCAUUCGGAGAAACGAAGACGAAGAGGGCUAUGUCCCCACGUCAUACGUCGAAGUCUAUUUGGACAAAAAUGCCAAAGAUUCCUAAGGAGCCCCGGGAGAAACCCUUCGGUCUGCGGGUCUCCACAGGCCGGGCCGUGAACGUGCGCUCGGCCGGGCCGCAGAGCGGCCGCGUCUUCGGGCCAAAGGGACACCGUGCCUGCAGCUGCUUGCCCUGCUUUCUUUUCUUUCCACAGCAUGCCCCGUGGCCGCUCCGCUCCGCCCGGCCCGUCCGGCCACCUCUUGGGUCCGGGCUGUCCCCUCCCAGUCCCCACCCCCAGCAGGACCACGGAAAGCAGCUGGGCACGGCCCCCUCCUCCCCCCACUCCGGCCCUGGCCUCAGUCCCCCUGGCUGCUCCGGCCCGUCCACGGUUCACACUGUGCCUUUUGUGAAAACCUUGCCACCGGUCCCCCAGGGAGACCGGCCGAAUCUGGACAAGAGGGUCGGACCCGCCAGGUGGACUGCGCGCCCGGUGUCCGUGACGUGGUCCCGCGUUCACGUUAGAAAAGACUCACCCAAGGCCACUGAGCACUCGGUGGGCCUUCUCUGACGACAGGACCUCGCCUCGUGCUGAGCGUUGGCCCUUGCAACACCUCACAGCCUGAGAGCGACAGUGGCGGGCACUGGGGCGUAUACACACAUACAUACAUGUACAUGCAUGUGUGUGCUCAUGCAUGCACACAUUUUUGGUUGGGGCCCUGCCUUCAGUGGGUCCACACUGGAAGUCGAAUUCCAGUCCUCGGCCCCACCCUGCUGUCCUGUGUCCACUUGGGGGGGGUCUCCCCGAGAACUGCAGCUGUGGCACUUGGUGACCGAGGAGCGCCCCCCACACCUCUGCAUGAACUCGCUGCAAAGUGAAAGCUCCCCUUUUCUUGGAUUCCGAGAUCUUCGUCUCGGGGAUCUUAGUGCUUCCGUCACCAAAGGCCCUGCGGCUCAGCCUCCGCGUCCGUCAUGUGCUCUGGGCCACGCGGAGGCGGACGCCCGAGGGGCCGCUGGCCGGGAGCUCUGUGGAGCCAGGGAUGGCGUCGGCCUCUCCGGUUUGGCGUUGGUAGCGCGGCGUCACCUCGCGCAUCCUCAGUUCUCAGCGUUGAUGAGUCCAAGACAAGGAAGUCUCCUAGGAGCCGGAGGGCAGGGGUGGGGGGCAGGUCCUGAGGGGCGGGCCCGUGGGCCCGUGGCCAGUAGGAAGAUGGCUCCUCUCGGCAAACCCGGGGUGACCGCACACCACCCUCGCGGGGCAGCUCAUCAACCCUGGUGACUAGAACCCUGGGGGAGCGAGUGCCUGGGGGAGCAGGGGAAGAGGAGGCGGCGUCAGGGGUAGGGUGAGCGAGUGACCAGCCUGGGCCUCUCGCUCUUUCUUCCCAGAAGUGGGGCUAGGCCCGGGCUCAGACCACCUGCCCGGACCCGGCAGAGGGGGCGGGCUCAGCAGGUGACUGACGCUGAAGCCAGGAUGCCAGAGGUGAGAGGAGUUAGAACCCCCCGCCUCCCUGCAAACCUACAGGUGCCUGGUUAACCGGGGCGGGCGGUCCAGGGCUGCUCCGGGACGGGCGACCUGGUCUCCAGGAUCCGCAGUGUCACCCAGUCCGCCGGCCACUCUCCGUGCUCACGGAUGUGACGGCUCAAACUCUGCUCCCAGCGCCUCUAGUGCAUGUGCACCGCGUCUUCUGAUGGGUCAGGACGGUCACUGCGCGCAGCCCGGGGGAGCAGGAGCUGCAGCAACCUGUCCUGUUCACGUCUGUGCCGCUCCGUAUAGAACAUGCUUGUGUCCUCGUGUCCCUGCCCCUCUCCCUUCCGCACCCCUGCGCUCGACAGCGGGGACCCCGGAGCCUGCCCCUCGGCGCACCGCUGUGCCCCCAGGCUAUUCAGGAAGGAAGUGAUUAGCCACCAGCCCAGCGCUGUCCGUUACUCGGCCUCCCCCUGUGGGAUCGUCUGUUACGAAGGAGCCCCCACCUCGCGUAGGAGCUGGCCCUCCCCACAUGCUGCCCGCCUCCCUCGGACCGCCGCCUGUCACUCCACCAACGUUAGAAUGUCGUGUUGUAAGCAGGACGCAUCUUUAAAGAGCCUGCCCCGAACAGGGCUUGCAACAGGGGGACGUGUCCUUGCCCCCCUUUUCCCUCGCAGGACGGAACCACGGAGAGGCCGGCCCAUGUGAGGGUUUCGUCUGGGCCUGGGAGCUCUUAGGCUGGUCUCGCCGGCGGAGCAGCAGCUGUCAUCACAGGAAGUUUCCCGAACAGAGAACGGGACGUGGUCGAUGCUAAGUGCUUUUCCAGAAACGUGGGGUGUGGCUUCAUGGCUCCGCCUCCUGUGCUUCUGUCGUCAAAACCGUCUUUGUACCAAGUUACCCAACGGGGCGCACCUGGCCACGGCGGGUUUGUGCGGCCCUGACCCUGACCCUGACCGUGGAGGCACCGCGGCGUGGGCUCGGCCAUUGCCAGGUUCUGGAGAUGGGACUGAACCGAAUGAAGGCCCACGGGAAGGCUCCCACGGACCUGCACCUCCAUGUUAAUCCUCGGUGUCAAAUAAACGUCUCCCUGGC
Messenger RNA from Eptesicus fuscus (big brown bat), 4413 nucleotides. It is a transcript of the gene FNBP1, whose product is annotated as formin binding protein 1. Gene Ontology annotation, biological process: signal transduction; endocytosis. Gene Ontology annotation, molecular function: protein binding. Bases 78 to 1928 code for a protein of 616 amino acids. The record is from RefSeq and is a predicted model, not a curated record. The transcript is spliced from 17 exons. NCBI's taxonomy places the organism in Eukaryota, Metazoa, Chordata, Mammalia, Chiroptera, Vespertilionidae.